AUGCGCUGUCACUGCAUCUAUGAUCCAUCACAGCAGCACCAUGGCUGAACAGGAAGCGCCCGCACCCCUGAAAUCUCUCAACUCGUAUGAUCAAACAUUUAUUUCUUUUAUUAAUAAAUCCAACCGGAAUGCCGAAGCAUGGUGGUUAAACUUCUCGGGGAUACCGGUGUCUUACGGCGACAUAAAACCGGGGAAAUCGCUUCAGAUGAAUACAUAUCUGACUCAUCCGUGGAUCUUCAGAGCACCUGACGGAGCCAAACUGCUGGCUAACCUCAGUGAAGUGUACUUUCCAACUCAAGCGCAGUAUAAAGAGUACGGACACCCGCGGUACCAGCCUGUGUAUGUGACUGCACCAGUGUACUCAUUACAAGAAUACUGUGCACGGUUGAUCCGGAGUAUUGUAAGAAAAGAAGACAUCUGCAAGCUGGAAAUCCCCAACGGUUUGAGAAAGGACCUCAGUCGUGAACCCGAUCUACUGAGAGACAUUCAAAUCUUAUCUGCCAAGAGAUCAGUAAAUGGUUCAGACUGACCCAUUUCCUUCCUCCCGAUCAAACAGAAAGCAGAAAUCAUUUUUGAUAUCAGAUAUUUAAAGUGAAAGAAUGCAGAAGCUCAUACUUUCACUUUCAUCGUUUCUUUGAACAUGUGGACAAAGGAACCGGUUUUCAUUUUUUUUGUUGUUGUUCUAUAAUGUUAUUUUAUGCAACGACAGGGAUCAGCACUUUCAUUUAUAUUUCCCAAUAAGCAGUGUUGGGUAAGUUACUUUUAAAAAGUAAUUAAUUAGCUAUUAAUUACAUCUUCAACAGUGUAAUAUAUAUUACUGUAAUAAUUACUCUCAAUAAAAUGUAAUCCCUUACUUUACUAAAUUACAGUAAUUAAUUAACAAGUAAUCUAGUUACACCCACCACUGCUAAUAAGAGCACUGCAGUAUUAGUUUUUUACCUGUUAAACCAAAGUCCCUUUAAGACAAGUCAUUUCACUCGGCGGCCAUCUUUGAAACGCCUCUCGGGCAUCCUGGGCAAAAUGCAAUCUCUUUGAAUGGGGAAACAUCAAAUUCUCCAAAACUGUUCG
Molecule: messenger RNA, 1068 nt
Organism: Megalobrama amblycephala (Wuchang bream)
Lineage: Eukaryota; Metazoa; Chordata; Actinopteri; Cypriniformes; Xenocyprididae
Gene: vhll
Product: von Hippel-Lindau tumor suppressor like
Exons: 3
Coding region: 20-529 (169 amino acids)
Source: RefSeq, a predicted model, not a curated record